Messenger RNA from Amoebophrya sp. A120, 210 nucleotides. Lineage: Eukaryota; Dinophyceae; Syndiniales; Amoebophryaceae. The record is from the annotation of a GenBank genome assembly.
AUGCUGACACGUUGCAAGAAUCUGCAGUCGAGAGAACAACACACGCUACUAGGACGAACACCUCAAUACCUUUACCGCAUUCAUCUGCGCACGCGGAGACGGCAAUGGUCCGCACAACGUCAUCGACCUUUUCAGGACAACAGACAGUAUCGGCCAGCAAGUCUGGGUGUGGUGAGCACGACGGUGCGCAUCAGGAAGACGAAGAAGUAG